AUGUGUAAGUUAAUAAUCUGGGAUGAAGCACCUAUGGUAAAUCGGUGUGCUGUUGAAACUGUGGAUAAAAUGCUAAGAAAUAUUAAUGAUUGCGACUUGUCUUUCGGUGGUAAAGUUAUAGUUCUUGGAGGGGAUUUUCAACACGUUCUACCACUAAUUCCUGGUAAAUUUUGUACGUACUAUAACUUUGAUGAAACAAUCGAUAAAUCAGAACAGAGUUUUGAAGAAGAUUUCUUGAAUAGUUUGACUUCAAAUGGUAUUCUGCCUCAUGAAUUGAACCUUAAAAUAAAUUGUCCUGUCAUGUUAUUGCGAAAUAUCAAUUAUUCUAAAGGUUUAUGCAAUGGAACACGACUUACUUGUCGAAAAUUUGAGAAAAAUGUAAUUCUUGCUGAAAUUACAUCCGGUGAAUAUUGUGGAAAGACGGAGAAAGCUUCAAUGGAGUACAGGCUUCUGUAUAGUACUAUAUAUAUGUUCAAAGAAAGUGACCUUAUAAUUAUAGUUCCAACUGAGCAUUAUAUCAACGACUCCUGUCCUCUUGAAGAUGAAAAAGGUAAAUCUUCAAAAAAUGAUUCAUAA
Olea europaea var. sylvestris is the source of this 576-nucleotide messenger RNA. RefSeq lists its product as uncharacterized. The transcript has 5 exons. The coding region runs from base 1 to 576 and encodes 191 amino acids. Gene Ontology annotation, molecular function: DNA helicase activity. Lineage: Eukaryota; Viridiplantae; Streptophyta; Magnoliopsida; Lamiales; Oleaceae. Gene Ontology annotation, biological process: DNA repair; telomere maintenance. The record is from RefSeq and is a predicted model, not a curated record.